Pestalotiopsis fici W106-1 is the source of this 252-nucleotide messenger RNA. RefSeq lists its product as uncharacterized. The transcript has a single exon. The record is from RefSeq and is a predicted model, not a curated record. The coding region runs from base 1 to 252 and encodes 83 amino acids. Lineage: Eukaryota; Fungi; Ascomycota; Sordariomycetes; Amphisphaeriales; Sporocadaceae.
AUGUCGCAGCUUGCGCUCCAGGGCGAUGGCCAGUCAAGGGACCGCAGAAGUGAGAGCCCGUCGGUGGCCACCUCCCACCUCUGCUCAAGCCCAACCCAAGCCCAGCAGACUCAACACCAGAUCCAGGACAGUCCGACCAUAGGCAGGGCCGCUGUGAGCUUUCUCGACAUCUCUGACGAUAACGACAGCGUAACCACAAUCCUCACGCCGCCGCCGCCGCCAUUGACUAUUACCAUCACGGGCGCAAAGUGA